Vidua macroura (Pin-tailed whydah) is the source of this 1832-nucleotide messenger RNA. It is a transcript of the gene SPI1, whose product is annotated as Spi-1 proto-oncogene. The record is from RefSeq and is a predicted model, not a curated record. The transcript is spliced from 5 exons. Gene Ontology annotation, biological process: regulation of transcription by RNA polymerase II; cell differentiation. Gene Ontology annotation, cellular component: nucleus. Gene Ontology annotation, molecular function: sequence-specific DNA binding; DNA-binding transcription factor activity, RNA polymerase II-specific. NCBI's taxonomy places the organism in Eukaryota, Metazoa, Chordata, Aves, Passeriformes, Viduidae. The coding region runs from base 266 to 1057 and encodes 263 amino acids.
UCGCAUACAACUCGGGAAGAAGUUCACCUCAGAACCUAUUAGGGCAAACUAUGAAAACUUGUUAGGGUCCUCCUGCCCUGAGAUCCACCACUGCUAAGGGACUUCACGGAGUCCAAGGAUCUCACUUUUUUCUUUUUUUUUUCCUUUUCUUUUUUCUUUAUUUUUCCUUUUUUUCUCCCCAUUUUUUAAAUAUGAUUUUUUGCAAGUCAGUUAUUCUGGAUGUUUGAAAACUGAAUUAAGAAAAAUUCACUCAGAAGUUGGCUGAAUGUUGCAAGCUUGCAAGAUGGAAGGAUUUCCCCUUAUUCCCCCUCCCUCUGAUGAUAUGGUACCCUAUGAGUCAGAUCUCUACCGACAGCCCCAUGACUAUUACCAGUAUCUCAACAGUGAUGGAGAGAGUCAUGGUGAUCAUUAUUGGGAAUAUCAUCCACACCACAUGCACAGUGAAUUUGAGACCUUUGGAGACAACCAUUUCACAGAGCUGCAGAGUGUGCAGCCUCCCCAGCUGCAGCAGCUCUACAGGCACAUGGAGAUUGAGCAAAUGCACGUCUUGGAUUCUGCAAUCCCAACCACACACAUCGGACUCAACCAUCAGGUGUCCUAUUUGCCCCGGAUGUACUUCUCUCCACCUCAGCCCAGCUCUGAUGAGGAGGACAUAGAGAGGCAGAGCCCCCCCUUGGAGGUUUCAGAUGGGGAGAAUGAUGGUGUGGACCCUGGGCCUGGAAUUAUGCAUGGAGAAACAGGCAGCAAGAAAAAGAUACGUCUCUAUCAGUUCCUUCUGGACCUUCUUCGCAGUGGGGACAUGAAGGACAGCAUUUGGUGGGUGGACAAAGAGAAAGGCACUUUCCAGUUCUCCUCCAAACACAAAGAAGCAUUGGCACAUCGCUGGGGCAUCCAGAAAGGCAACCGCAAGAAAAUGACCUAUCAGAAGAUGGCACGGGCUUUGAGAAACUAUGGCAAGACAGGGGAAGUCAAGAAAGUUAAGAAGAAGUUGACCUACCAGUUUAGUGGAGAGGUGAUGGGAAGGGGGGCCACUGAUAGGAAGCAUUAUCCUCACUGAGGCCAUGGGACCCUAAGCAAGAAAAAUAUUGAGAGCUCCUGGCUGGAUACCAGCAGAGGAGAUGGACGCAUCUUUCUCUUUGCUUCCUGUGCCCCCUUCUCUGCCUUUAUCAUCAGAUGUUUCUGGUACGAAUUCCCUUCUUCAGCAUCUGAGAAUCCUAAUCAUGACAGAAUUCUUUGCUUCCAUCCUCCAAGUUGGACAGAGUUGGGAAAUUUAAACAAUGUACAAAUAUAUUGUUGUCAGGAAAGAUUUUUUUUUAAUUUUUUUUUUUUUUUUGAUUGUAUUGUAACUAAAGAAUACAGCCAAUGAAGUUUUGCCUCCAGAGGUGGUGCUGUGUCACUCACAGUGACACCGCGUUAGCUUCCAGCUUUUAAACUAGCAUUAAUACAGGCUCUGCCGCAGCUCUCAGAGCUAGAGAGAAGUUUGCAGAUCUUGGAAUGAUACUCGUUCUUUUAAAUAGUAAUAACAUGUACAUAUUUAAUACAAUUAGAUAUAAUGAAGUUUUGAUGUUUGCAUAAUAAAUGAUUAGUUCACAAACAAAUGUUAUGCAUUCAGGUAUGCAGAUACAGCUCUUGUGUGGUGUUUGAACAAAAGGUGCACUGGGUUGUAGGGCCUUAUCCAUCUGUAGCUACUUUUUAAUUUACCUGCAAACAUCAUCAAUGAUGUCAAACUCAGUAACAAAUGUUGACAAAUGUUAAGAGGUGAAAUACAUUACUGUGAAAGAGACUACAGUACUGAAGGAAAUUUAAAAAUACAUAUAUGUACAUAUUUCUCA